AAUCUCAUCAUUUUGGGCCUGACUCACGGCUUUUGAAUGUUUGGGAUGGGCAGCCAAGGGGGAAAGUAACUUUGCUCAGCACAAGCAGAGCGUCCGGGCAGGAGGGACGGACAUCUGUGCAGUGACAAGGCGACAGAGGGGGCCGUCAUCCUUCCUGCGGCUCCUCUCCAUCCUCGGCAGGGCUCUCGGCGCUCCCGGAGCCGCCAGGACAGGUGAGCUGCCCCCGGAGCCCCCAGGAUGGCGCAGGAGGCAGCCCCCGUGCUGCUGGUUGUCCUUGCCAGGCUGGUGUCCUCCACGUGGCACGAAGGCUCUGGCUACUACCUGGAGAGUCACACCAACGAGGUGUACGCAGAAGAACCGCCCCCCGAGCCCGCCCUGGAUUACCGCCGAGUGCCGCAGUGGUGCGCCACGCUCAGCAUCCACCGCGGAGAGGCCACGUGCUACUCGCCGCAGGGCAGCCGGGGCUACCGCCUGCUGGGGCCCAGCGCCGUGCAGUGCCGGCCCAGCCGCCGCUGGUCCGGGAUGGCCUACUGCCGACAGAUCCGGUGCCACGUGCUGCCGGCGGUGCUGCGGGGCUCCUACGUGUGCUCGGCCGGCGUGCAGAUGGAUUCCCGCUGCGACUACUCCUGCCUGCCCGGCUACCAGCUGGAGGGCGACCGCAGCCGCGUCUGCAUGGAGGAUGGGCGCUGGAGCGGCAGCGAGCCAGAAUGUGUAGAUCUGGAGCCUCCCAAGAUCCGCUGCCCGGAGUCCCGGGAGCGCAUAGCAGAGCCAGGCAAGCUGACUGCCACCGUCUACUGGGACCCUCCCCGCGUCAGGGACUCUGCUGACGGUGUCAUCAAGAGGGUGAUGCUGCGGGGCCCGGAGCCCGGCUCGGAGCUCCCUGAAGGAGAGCAUGUGAUCCGCUACACCGCCCACGACCAGGCUUACAACAGAGCCAGCUGCAAGUUCCGCAUCCGCGUCCAAGUGAGGCGCUGCCCUGUGCUGAAGGCCCCGCAGAACGGGUACAUCUCCUGCACCUCCGACGGCAACAACUACGGCGCCACCUGCGAGUACCAGUGCGACGGGGGCUACGAGCGCCAGGGCACCUCCCUGCGGGUCUGCCAGUCCACCCAGCACUGGACGGGCUCCCAGCCCCUCUGUGCACCCAUGCAGAUCAACACAGAUGUGAACUCAGCCGCCAGCCUGCUGGACCAGUUCCACGAGAAACGGCGCCUCUUCAUCAUCUCAGCCCCUGACCCCUCUAACCGCUACUACAAGAUGCAGAUGUCCAUGCUGCAGCAAGCUGCCUGCGGGCUGGACCUGCGCCACGUCACCACGGUGGAGCUGGUGGGGCAGCCCCCGCACGAGGUGGGGCGCAUCCGGGAGCACCGGCUGGCCCUGGGCAUCAUCGAGGAGCUCAGGCGCUUCCUGCACCUCACCCGCUCCCACUUCAACGCGGUGCUGCUGGACAAGGCGGGCACGGACCGCGAGCGCUACAUCGCCCCGGUGAGCCCCGACGAGCUGUUCGUGUUCAUCGACACCUUCCUGCUGAGCGAGCGGGAGGCGGCGCGGCGGGCUCAGGGCGGGGACCCCUGCGAGUGAGCAGCGCCGGGACAGCCCCCACUGCCCUCCGGGCACGGACACCUUCCUUUCUGCUUUUCUAGUCGCCCACUGUAGAGGAGGAGCAGGGUGCCAAGGAGCUCCGGGGAAGGG
This is a messenger RNA of Ficedula albicollis (Collared flycatcher), 1692 nucleotides long. It is a transcript of the gene SRPX2, whose product is annotated as sushi repeat containing protein, X-linked 2. Lineage: Eukaryota; Metazoa; Chordata; Aves; Passeriformes; Muscicapidae. The transcript has 11 exons. Bases 238 to 1581 code for a protein of 447 amino acids. The record is from RefSeq and is a predicted model, not a curated record.